AGAAGAUGACGCAAUGCAGGAUGCGGGAGAGAGAAUAUGGCGAUUUGCGAUGCGAUGCGACGAUGCGACAAGGAAUCGCACGCAGACAGUGACGCGCGCGCAAAGUUGUCCGUCCGUCACAGCUCAGACGGGAGAUACCAACACACUUCAGUCAAUAUUUAUGACGUUUUCUGUUUGACUGGGUGAG
Neurospora tetrasperma FGSC 2508 is the source of this 187-nucleotide messenger RNA. RefSeq lists its product as uncharacterized. The record is from RefSeq and is a predicted model, not a curated record. Lineage: Eukaryota; Fungi; Ascomycota; Sordariomycetes; Sordariales; Sordariaceae. The transcript has a single exon. Bases 14 to 178 code for a protein of 54 amino acids.